Molecule: messenger RNA, 2451 nt
Organism: Xiphophorus maculatus (southern platyfish)
Lineage: Eukaryota; Metazoa; Chordata; Actinopteri; Cyprinodontiformes; Poeciliidae
Product: heat shock 70 kDa protein 12A-like
Exons: 5
Coding region: 143-1846 (567 amino acids)
Source: RefSeq, a predicted model, not a curated record
UUCGAGGAAGGACUGGUUAACCUGUCAUUUCCACAGUGGAGACUGGAUUGAGUGCAGAUUACCACCUGCCCUGUUGGAACCUUCCUCUUCCGCCUGGUUACGGUUCUUUCUUCACUUCGCGCAAAUCGGAUCUGUUUCCAAAAUGGGUGACAACUUUAUUAUAGCCAUAAGGAUUGACACAACACACUCUGGAUAUGUCUAUUCUAUAACUACGAGAGGAGAAGAAAUUGACCUGUGUUUAAAGAGAUGGGGUAAAGAAGUUGGACUGGAAAGUCCAACAACUCCUACCUGCAUCCUGUUUGAUGAACAUGAACAAUUCAUCAGCUUUGGUUAUGAAGCUAAAGAAAGUUAUUUGUCAAUAAGGGAUCAACAAGCAAGAGACAUGUUCUUUUUUGACUGCUUCAAGUUCCUCUAUAGUAAAAAUUUAACCAAGAAUCUGCAUAUUAAAGCUGUCAAUGGAAAGGAAAUGAGAGCCCUGAAGGUUUUUACAGAAACUUUAAGAUUCCUGAAAGAUGAUGCUCUGAAAACCAUAAACCAAAACGCUGCAGGAAUGAUGUUCAUAGCCUCUGACUUCACUUGGGUGCUCACUAUUCCUGACUCCUGUGAUCCUUCAGUUAAACCCUUUAUGAGAAAAGCUGCAACUCAGGCAGGUAUUGUAACAGAUGAAAACGGAGAUAACCUAGUCUUAGCUCUUGAAUCAGAAGCAGCUUUAUCAUAUUGCAUGAAGCUUCCAGCUGAAGGUUUCAUCAGUGAAACCAGGGAAGGACUCCAGGAUCUCCGAUCUACAGGAAACCAACACAUUGUUGUUGUUGCUGAAGAUGAAUUCAUUGCCUUUGCUGUUCAUGAAGUCCUGGAAGGAAAAGAACUGAAGGAGCUGCAUAGAUCCUCUGUGAAUGAUGUGGGAGGACAAAGUGUCGACAGAAAAUUUAAAGAAUUUCUCAGGGAAAUAUUCACAUAUAAAAUCUGGGAUGAAUAUGAAAAACUCUUUCCCAGUGAGGUUAAGAAGAUAUUGUAUGACUUUUCCAUGUUGAAAGGAGUGGAUGAUGAUAUUAUGGUCACCUGUCCAUUUAAUCUGGCAAAGCUAGCUCAGAAACACCAAGACAUAGAAAAGCUCUUUGAAGGAGUACAAGGAGCAUCCUGGAAUUAUGGAUCAGUCAAAAUAUCUAAACAUAAACUGAGGUCUUUUUAUGCUCAAAGUCUGCAGGGAAUCACUCAUAAUGUCAGAGAAAUCUUCAACAAAGGUUUCAACAUUGGCUGCAUUUUGUUAGUGGGGAAAUUUGCUGAGUGUGCAAUUUUAAGGAGACACAUUACUGAGGAGUUUAUGGAUGUUUGUAAAGUUCUGUGUCCAUUUAGGCCUCAACAUUCAGUACUGGAGGGAGCUGCAGCACUAGGAAAACAAGAUAGAGGGUUACAGUUUCAAAAAAGUGCCUUCACUUAUGGAAUUGGUGUCUCUGACAGGUUUAAUGAAUUAAAACACAUCAAAGAAAGGAAAUUCACCAACAAAGAUGGUGAUUGGUGUGGAGGCCUUUUCAUGAAACUAGUUGAAGUUGGUGAACAUGUUGGUCUGAAUAAAACCAUUGAGUUCACCUUUUAUCCAAUAGAAGCAGAUCAGACCAUGAUGAACUUUUAUUUUUAUCGCACACAAAAGAAAAUCCCAAAAUAUGUGACUGAGGAUGGAGUAGAGAAAAUAGGUUGUUUAUUUCUAAAUUCACCAAACUCUGAAUGUGGACGCAGUCGGGAGGUUAAGCUAACGAUCACGUUUGACCGCACGGAUAUAAAAAUAAAAGCUAAAGACUUAACUUCAGAGUCUAAGUCAUCUACCAAGUUUGGCUUCAUGUUGAAAUGAAAAGUUUUAAAUCACAAAACCUGAAUUCAGUAGAAAAUUUGGAGAAAUUUAUCAACUUUAACUAUAAUGAGACUUCCUGUGUUUUCUAUAACUAAUGUGAGAGUUGAAAAGAAAAUAAAUAUAAUAAUAAUGAACGGUUAGCUGUAUCACAUUUAAACUAAUGUAUGAAGCUGUGUGUUUAUGAUUUGAACGUAUUACAUAUGUUAAUGUAUUUUGAAACACUGAGCUAAGAGCUACUGGUAAAUAUCUACUGGAGAAAUGACAGUGUAACUGAUGGUAUUUGGCUUUAAUUGUCACCAACCGCUGCAAUCUUUGUCAAGAGAAAGGAAGUUUUCAUAUAAAUGCCUUUUGUUGUUGUUGUUCUUUUCAAUUAGUCAGGUGUUCAGGUUGUCAUGGUGAUUUUUCUAGUUGCAGCAUUGUAUCAAACUCAGUGAGAAUAUUUACAAUAAAAUUACCCAAAAAUAGUUUUUUUUUUUGUAGAUAUGUUAUAUUGCAAACACUUUGCAACUCUUUAUACCAAAGGGAAUAUUCACACAAUGAUAUUUGUAUUCUAGAUCUAAGAAUAUGCACAAAUUAAUUAAAAGUGAAGCUUUUGGUUUGUCUGA